This is a messenger RNA of Mesocricetus auratus (golden hamster), 14060 nucleotides long. It is a transcript of the gene Muc2, whose product is annotated as mucin 2, oligomeric mucus/gel-forming. Gene Ontology annotation, cellular component: extracellular matrix. The coding region runs from base 100 to 13905 and encodes 4601 amino acids. The transcript is spliced from 48 exons. Gene Ontology annotation, molecular function: protein binding. The record is from RefSeq and is a predicted model, not a curated record. Lineage: Eukaryota; Metazoa; Chordata; Mammalia; Rodentia; Cricetidae.
UGCACCUCCCUUGUCCUCCCGCCCUCAGAUGCCUGCUGGGCAUAUAAGUCCUGGACCCCUGCCCUGGGAUGCUCUCCUGUGCCACCCUCCUGAGCCACCAUGGGGCUGCCACUAGCUCGCCUGGUGGCUGCGUGCCUAGUCCUGGCCUUAGCCUGGGGCUCGGAGCUCCAGAAAGAAGCCAGAUCCCGAAACCAUGUCUGCAGCACCUGGGGCGACUUCCACUACAAAACCUUUGAUGGCGAUGUCUUCCGAUUCCCUGGCCUUUGCGAUUACAACUUUGCUUCUGACUGCCGAGACUCCUACAAGGAAUUUGCUGUGCACCUGAAGCGGGGCUUGGGCCAAUCUGGGGGUCACCCCCAGAUAGAGUCCAUCCUGAUUACCAUUAAGGAUGACAUCAUCUACCUCACCCACAAGCUGGCAGUGGUGAAUGGGGCCAUGGUCAGCACCCCACACUACAGCUCCGGGCUCCUCAUUGAGAAGAACGACGCCUACACCAAGGUCUACUCCCGUGCCGGCCUCUCCCUCAUGUGGAACCGGGAAGAUGCUCUCAUGCUAGAACUGGACAGCCGGUUCCAGAACCACACCUGUGGUCUCUGCGGGGACUUCAAUGGCAUGCAGACCUAUUAUGAGUUCCUCAGUGAAGGCAUGCACUACAGUGCCAUUGAGUUUGGGAACAUGCAGAAGAUCAACAAGCCUGAGGCUGAAUGUGAGGACCCCGAGGUGGUGCAAGAGCCAGAGUCCUGCUCUGAGCACCGAGCCGAGUGUGAGAGGCUGCUGACCUCCACAGCCUUCGAGGACUGCCAGGCCCGGGUGCCCGUGGAGUUGUAUGUGCGUGCCUGCAUGCAGGACCGCUGCAACUGUCCUCAGGGUGUUGCCUGCGAGUGCAGCACCCUUGCUGAGUUCUCCCGCCAGUGUUCCCAUGCAGGCGGCCGCCCCGAGAACUGGAGGAGUGCCUCACUCUGCCCCAAGAAAUGCCCUGGUAACAUGGUAUACCUGGAGAGCAGCUCUCCCUGUGUGGAUACUUGCUCACAUCUGGAGGUCAGCAGCUUGUGUGAAGAACAUUACAUGGAUGGCUGUUUCUGCCCAGAAGGCACUGUAUAUGAUGACAUCACGGACAGUGGCUGCGUCCCUGUGAGCCAGUGCCACUGCAAGCUGCAUGGGCAUCUCUAUAUGCCAGGCCAGGAGAUCACCAAUGACUGUGAGCAGUGUGUCUGCAAUGCGGGUCGCUGGGUGUGUAAAGACCUGCCCUGCCCUGAGACCUGUGCCCUGGAAGGUGGCUCCCACAUCACCACCUUCGAUGGAAAAAAGUUUACCUUUCAUGGAGACUGCUACUAUGUCCUGACCAAGGGUGAACACAAUGACUCCUAUGCCCUCCUGGGUGAGCUGGCCCCCUGCGGCUCUACAGACAAGCAGACCUGCCUGAAGACUGUAGUGCUGUUGACUGACAACAAGAAGAAUGUGGUGGUCUUCAAAUCAGGUGGCAGUGUGUUACUCAAUGAGCUGGAGGUGACCCUGCCCCAUGUGGCAGCGAGCUUCUCCAUCUUCCAACCCUCCUCCUACCACAUUAUUGUGAACACGGUGUUUGGGCUGCGGCUACAGGUUCAGUUGGUCCCAGUCAUGCAACUUUUUGUGACUCUGGACCAGGCUGCCCAGGGACAGGUGCAGGGUCUCUGUGGGAACUUCAAUGGCCUGGAAAGUGAUGACUUCAUGACAUCUGGUGGGCUGGUGGAGGCCACAGGUGCCGGCUUUGCCAAUACCUGGAAGGCACAAUCAAGCUGCCAUGACAAGCUAGACUGGCUCGAUGACCCCUGUUCCCUCAACAUUGAGAGUGCCAAUUAUGCUGAGCACUGGUGUUCCCUACUGAAGAGGUCGGAGACUCCUUUUGCCAGGUGCCACCUGGCUGUGGAUCCCACUGAAUACUACAAGAGAUGCAAAUAUGACACGUGCAACUGUCAGAACAACGAGGACUGCAUGUGUGCGGCUCUGUCUUCCUAUGCCCGUGCCUGCGCUGCCAAGGGUGUCAUGCUGUGGGGCUGGCGAGAGAGGGUCUGCAACAAAGACGUGCACGCGUGCCCCAGCUCACAGAUCUUCCUGUACAACCUGACCACUUGCCAGCAGACCUGCCGCUCACUCUCAGAGGGUGACACCCACUGCCUGAAGGGAUUUGCACCUGUGGAAGGCUGUGGCUGCCCUGAUAAUACCUUCAUGGAUGAGAAGGGCCGCUGUGUGCCCUUGGCGAAGUGCUCCUGCUACCACCAUGGUCUUUACCUGGAGGCAGGAGAUGUGAUCCUGAGGCAAGAGGGGCGCUGCAUUUGUCGGAACGGGAGGCUUCAGUGCACCCAGGUCAAACUGAUUGGCCACAGCUGUAAUGCCUCCAAAAUCCUUGUGGAUUGCAACAACUUGACUGCUCUGGCCACCCGGAAACCCCGCGCCACUAGCUGCCAGACAAUGGUGGCUGGCUAUUACCAUACAGAGUGUAUCAGCGGCUGUGUGUGUCCUGAUGAGCUGCUGGAUGAUGGCCGUGGUGGCUGUGUGAAGGAGGAGGAGUGUCCCUGCAUCCACAACAAAGACCUAUACAAUCCUGGUGGCACGAUUAAACUGGACUGUAACAACACCUGUACUUGCCAGAAGGGACGCUGGGAGUGCACCCGGUAUGCCUGCCACAGCACCUGCUCCAUCUAUGGGAGUGGCCACUACAUCACCUUCGAUGGGAAACACUAUGACUUUGAUGGGCACUGCUCCUAUGUGGCUGUCCAGGACUACUGUGGCCAGAACUCUACCGGUUCCUUCAGCAUUAUCACUGAGAAUGUCCCCUGCGGCACCACAGGUGUCACCUGCUCCAAGGCCAUAAAGAUCUUUAUAGGGGGAACAGAGCUGAAGUUGGUGGAUAAACACCGCGUGGUAAGGCAGUUGGAGGAGGGGCACCAUGUGCCCUACAUCACACGGGAAGUGGGCCUGUACCUGGUGGUGGAGGUCAGCUCUGGUAUUAUCGUCAUCUGGGACAAGAGGACCACCAUCUUCAUCAAGUUGGCUCCUUCUUACAAGGGCACUGUCUGUGGUCUGUGUGGGAACUUUGACGACCAGACCAAAAAUGACUUCACCACUCGGGACCACAUGGUGGUGACCAGCGAGCUGGACUUUGGGAAUAGCUGGAAGGAAGCUUCCACGUGCCCAAAUGUGAAUCACACCCCAGACCCCUGCAGCCUGAACCCACAUCGUCGCUCCUGGGCAGAGAAGCAAUGCAGUAUCAUCAAGAGUGGUGUAUUCAAAGGGUGUCAUAGCAAGGUGGACCCGACAGUCUUCUAUGAGGCCUGUGUGCAUGACUCUUGCUCUUGUGACACGGGUGGUGACUGUGAGUGUUUCUGCUCUGCUGUGGCCUCCUAUGCUCAGGAGUGCACCAAGGCAGAGGCUUGUGUGUUCUGGAGGACGCCGGACCUAUGCCCUGUAUUCUGUGAUUACUACAACCCCCCCAACGAGUGUGAAUGGCACUAUGAACCAUGUGGGAACCGCAGCUUUGAGACCUGCAGGACCAUCAAUGGCAUCCACUCCAACAUCUCUGUGUCCCAUCUGGAGGGUUGCUACCCUCGGUGCCCUAACGACAGGCCCAUCUAUGAUGAGGACAAGAAGAGAUGUGUCACUGAGGACAUGUGUGGCUGCUAUAUUGAGGGCAUUCACUACCCAGUCAAUUCAUCUGUUCCCACUGAGGAUAUCUGCACGACUUGUAUAUGCACCAGCACCUCAGAAAUCACCUGCCAGCCGGAUAAAGGGAAGAUUAUUAACCAGACCCAGGAUGGUGUCUUCUGCUACUGGGAGUUCUGCGGCCCCAACGGGACAGUGGAGAAACACUUCAAUAUUUGCGGCUCCUCCACGCCACCCCCAUCCACCCUGACAAGCUUCACCACAGUCUCCACCACCACCCCCAUCUCCACCACCACCACCACAACAACCACUGCCACUACCACCACCACAGCCACGAUGACCACCACUGAAGGACCAUGCUGCUUCUGGUCUGAUUGGAUCAACAAUAACCAUCCUAGUAUUGGCAGUGAUGAUGGUGACAGAGAGACCUUUGACAGCAUCUGCAGUGCUCCUGUGGACAUUGAGUGCAGGUCAGCCACAGAACCCAAUCUCAGCUGGGAGGAGCUGGACCAGAAGGUACAGUGUAAUGUCUCAGCUGGGCUUGUUUGCAAUAACUCAGACCAGUAUCAGCAUGGAAAUGGAGUAUUUGAACGUUGUUAUGACUAUGAGAUACGAGUCAACUGUUGCUUCCCAAUGGAAUACUGUACUACUCCAACCAUCUUACCUACAACUUCACCAACGACCUCACCAACCACUUCACCAACAACUCCACCUACCUCUUCACCAACCACCUUACCUACAAGUUCCCCACUGACUUCAUCUACAACUUCAACAACUCCACCUACCUCUUCACCACCAACUCCACCUACCUCUUCACCAACCACCUUACCUACAAGUUCCCCACUGACUUCAUCUACAACUUCAACAACUCCACCUACCUCUUCACCACCAACUCCACCUACCUCUUCACCAACCACCUUACCUACAAGUUCCCCACUGACUUCAUCUACAACUUCACCAACAACAUCACCUACCACUUUGACAGUUUCACCAUCUAGCUCAGUUUCCAUAUCACCAACAAGCUUGCCUACCACUACAUUAACAAUUUCACCAACCACUUCACUGACCACUACAUCAACCACCUCAUCGACCAUUACUCCAAGCAUUUCAUUUACCACUUCACAAACAUCUUCAUCAACCACAUCUCCUAACAGUUCACAAACCACCUCUGCUACAACUUCCCCAAUUACUUCAUCGGCAUCCUCAACUGCCACAUCACCAAGUACCUCAACUACCAUAACAACAACUGUGUCUACCCUAUCCACCACCACAUUACCACCAACUACAUGCACUAAAUGCAAGUGGACUGGAUGGCAAGAUUCUGGCAAGCCCAACUUUGGUCCAGGAGGUGGAGAUUUUGAAAUGAUUGGAGAUGCCUGUGACCCAGGCUGGGUAGUGGAUAACAUCUCAUGUAGAGCAGCAAUGUUUGAAAACACACCACUUGAUCAGCUAGGACAGAAAGUCACUUGUGACAAAAAUGUUGGGCUGGUAUGCAGAAAUGAAGAACAGGAAAUAGGAGGAAAGAACCCAAUGCCCAUAUGUCUCAACUAUGAGAUCAAUGUUUAUUGUUGUAAUCCAAAAUGCUAUCCAAUUACGACGACUACACAAACUUCAACAACCACAAAGACAACUAGUCCAACACCUACUACAGUAACUCCAACCCCAGAGCCCUCAACCACACCAUCUACCACCACACAGACAACUAGUCCAACAACUACCACUACAGUGACUCCAACACCAGUACCUUCAACCCCACCAUCUACCACCACACAGUCAACUGUUCCAACACCUUCUACUACAGUAACUCCGACCCCAGUGCCUCCCACCACACCAUCUACCACCACACAGACAACUAGGCCAACACCUUCUACUACAGUGACUCCGACCCCAGUGCGUACAACCACACCAUCUACCACCACACAGUCAACUGUUCCAAUACCUUCUACUACAGUAACUCCGACCCCAGUGCCUCCAACCACACCAUCUACCACCACACAGUCAACUAGUCCAACACCUUCCACUACAGUGACUGCAACCCCAGUGCCUUCAACCACACCAUCUACCACCACACAGUCAACUAGUCCAACACCUACCACUACAGUGACUGCAACACCAGAGACCUCAACCACACCAUCUACCACCACACAGACAACUAGUCCAACACCUAAUAAUACAGUGACUACAACCCCAGAGCCUUCCACCACACCAUCUACCACCACACAGUCACCUAGUCCAACACCUACCACUACAGUGACUGCAACCCCAGUGUCUUCAACCACACCAUCUACCACCACACAGACAACUAGCCCAACACCUACCACUACAGUGACUCCAACCCCAGAGCCUUCAACCCCACCAUCUACCACCACACAGACAACUAGCCAAACACCUACCACUACAGUGACUCCAACCCCAGAGCCUUCAACCCCACCAUCUACCACCACACAGUCAACUAGUCCAACACCUACCACUACAGUGACUACAACCCCAGAGCCUUCAACCCCACCAUCUACCACCACACAGACAACUAGUCCAACACCUACCACUACAGCGACUGCAACCCCAGAGACCUCAACCACACCAUCUACCACCACACGGACAACUAGUCCAACACCUACCACUACAGUGACUCCAACACCAGAGCCUUCAACCCCACCAUCUACCACCACACAGACAACUAGUCCAACACCUACCACUACAGUGACUCCAACCCCAGAGACCUCAACCACACCAUCUACCACCACACAGACAACUAGUCCAACACCUACCACUACAGUGACUACAACCCCAGAGCCUUCAACCCCACCAUCUACCACCACACAGUCAACUAGCCCAACAGCUACCACUACAGUGACUACAACCCCAGAGCCUUCAACCCCACCAUCUACCACCACACAGUCAACUAGUCCAACACCUACCACUACAGUGACUCCAACACCAGAGCCUUCAACCUCACCAUUUACCACCACACAGUCAACUAGUCCAACACCUACCACUACAGUGACUCCAACCCCAGAGCCUUCAACCUCACCAUCUACCACCACACAGUCAACUAGUCCAACACCUACCACUACAGUGACUCCAACCCCAGAGCCUUCAACCCCACCAUCUACCACCACACAGUCAACUAGUCCAACACCUACCACUACAGUGACUCCAACACCAGAGCCUUCAACCUCACCAUCUACCACCACACAGUCAACUAGUCCAACACCUACCACUACAGUGACUACAACCCCAGUGCCUUCAACCACAACAUCUACCACUACACAGACAACUCGUCCAACACCUACCACUACAGUGACUCCAACCCCAGAGCCUUCAACCUCACCAUCUACCACCACACAGUCAACUAGUCCAACACCUACCACUACAGUGACUCCAACCCCAGUACCUUCAACCACACCAUCUACCACCACACAGACAACUAGUCCAACACCUACCACUACAGUCACUCCAACACCAGAGCCCUCAACCCCACCAUCUACCACCACACAGUCAACUAGUCCAACACCUACCACUACAGUCACUCCAACACCAGAAUCCUCAACCCCACCAUCUACCACCACACAGACAACUAGUCCAACACCUACCACUACAGUGACUCCAACCCCAGAGACCUCAACUACACCAUCUACCACCACACAGUCAACUAGUCCAACACCUACCACUACAGUGACUACAACCCCAGUGCCUUCAACCCCAUCAUCUACCACCACACAGUCAACUAGUCCAACACCUACCACUACAGUGACUACAACCCCCGUGCCUUCAACCCCACCAUCGACCACUACACAGACAACUAGUCCAACACCUACCACUACAGUGACUGCAACCCCAGAGCCUUCAACCCCACCAUCUACCACUACACAGACAACUAGUCCGACACCUACCACUACAGUGACUACAACCCCAGAGCCUUCAACCUCACCAUCUACCACCACACAGUCAACUAGUCCAACACCUACCACUACAGUGACUACAACCCCAGUGCCUUCAACCCCACCAUCUACCACUACACAGACAACUAGUCCAACACCUACCACUACAGUGACCUCAACUCCAGAGCCUUCAACCCCACCAUCUACCACCACACAGUCAACUAGUCCAACACCUACCACUACAGUGACUACAACCCCAGUGCCUUCAACCCCACCAUCUACCACUACACAGACAACUAGUCCAACACCUACCACUACAGUGACCCCAACUCCAGAGCCUUCAACCCCACCAUCUACCACCACACAGUCAACUAGUCCAACACCUACCACUACAGUGACUACAACCCCAGUGCCUUCAACCCCACCAUCUACCACUACACAGACAACUAGUCCAACACCUACCACUACAGUGACCCCAACUCCAGAGCCUUCAACCCCACCAUCUACCACCACACAGUCAACUAGUCCAACACCUACCACUACAGUGACUCCAACCCCAGAGCCUUCAACCCCACCAUCUACCACUACACAGACAACUAGUCCAACACCUACCACUACAGUGACUACAACCCCAGUGCCUUCAACCCCACCAUCUACCACCACACAGUCAACUAGUCCAACACCUACCACUACAGUGACUACAACCCCAGUGCCUUCAACCCCACCAUCUACCACCACACAGACAACUGGUCCAACACCUACCACUACAGUGACUACAACCCCAGUGACUUCAACCCCACCAUCUACCACCACACAGACAACCAGUCGAACACCUACCACUAUAGUGACUCCAAAACCAGAGACCUCAACCACACCAUCUACCACCAUACAGACAACUAGUCCAACACCUACCACUACAGUGACUCCAACCCCAGAGCCUUCAACCCCACCAUCUACCACCACACAGACAACUAGUCCAACACCUACCACUACAGUGACUCCAAAACCAGAGACCUCAACCCCACCAUCUACCACUACACAGACAACUAGUCCAACACCUACCACUACAGUGACUCUAACCCCAGUGCCUUCAACCCCACCAUCUACCACCACACAGACAACUAGUCCAACACCUACCACUACAGUGACCCCAACACCAGAGCCUUCAACCCCACCAUCUACCACCACACAGUCAACUAGUCCAACACCUACCUCUACAGUGACUACAACCCCAGUGCCUUCAACCCCACCAUCUACCACCACACAGUCAACUAGUCCAACACCUACCACUACAGUGACUCCAACCCCAGAGCCUUCAACCCCACCAUCUACCACCACACAGACAACUAGUCCAACACCUACCACUACAGUGACUGCAACUCCAGAGCCUUCAACCCCACCAUCUACCACCACACAGUCAACUAGUCCAACACCUACCUCUACAGUGACUACAACCCCAGUGCCUUCAACCCCACCAUCUACCACCACACAGUCAACUAGUCCGACACCUACCACUACAGUGACUCCAACCCCAGAGCCUUCAACCUCACCAUCUACCACCACACAGUCAACUAGUCCAACACCUACCACUACAGUGACUACAACACCAGUGCCUUCAACCCCACCAUCUACCACCACACAGACAACUAGUCCAACACCUACCACUACAGUGACUCCAACCCCAGAGCCUUCAACCCCACCAUCUACCACCACACAGACAACUAGUCCAACACCUACCACUACAGUGACUACAACCCCAGAGCCUUCAACCCCACCAUCUACCACUACACAGACAACUAGUCCAACACCUACCACUACAGUGACUCCAACCCCAGAGCCUUCAACCCCACCAUCUACCACCACACAGACAACUAGUCCAACACCUACCACUACAGUGACUGCAACCCCAGUGCCUUCAACCCCACCAUCUACUACUACACAGACAACUAGUCCAACACCUACCACUACAGUGACUACAACCCCAGUGCCUUCAACCCCACCAUCUACCACUACACAGACAACUAGUCCAAUACCUACCACUACAGUGACCCCAACUCCAGAGCCUUCAACCUCACCAUCUACCACCACACAGUCAACUAGUCCAACACCUACCACUACAGUGACUACAACCCCAGUGCCUUCAACCCCACCAUCUACCACUACACAGACAACUAGUCCAACACCUACCACUACAGUGACCCCAACUCCAGAGCCUUCAACCCCACCAUCUACCACCACACAGUCAACUAGUCCAACACCUACCACUACAGUGACUCCAACCCCAGAGACCUCAACCACACCAUCUACCACUACACAGACAACUAGUCCAACACCUACCACUACAGUGACUACAACCCCAGUGCCUUCAACCCCACCAUCUACCACCACACAGUCAACUAGUCCAACACCUACCACUACAGUGACUACAACCCCAGUGCCUUCAACCCCACCAUCUACCACCACACAGUCAACUAGUCCAACACCUACCACUACAGUGACUCCAACCCCAGAGCCUUCAACCUCACCAUCUACCACCACACAGUCAACUAGUCCGACACCUACCACUACAGUGACUACAACCCCAGAGCCUUCAACCCCACCAUCUACCACCACACAGUCAACUAGUCCAACACCUACCACUACAGUGACUACAACCCCAGUGCCUUCAACCCCACCAUCUACCACUACACAGACAACUAGUCCAACACCUACCACUACAGUGACUCCAACCCCAGAGCCUUCAACCUCACCAUCUACCACCACACAGUCAACUAGUCCAACACCUACCACUACAGUGACUACAACCCCACAGCCUUCAACCCCACCAUCUACCACCACAGAGACAACUAGUCAAACACCUACCACUACAGUGACUACAACCCCAGUGCCUUCAACCCCACCAUCUACCACCACACAGACAACUGUUCCAACCUCCUCUACUACAGUGACUCCAAAACCACCUACCACCACAGAGACCUCGACCUCAACAUCUACUACCACAGGGACCAUAACAACCACACCCUACACAGGCACCCCCACUCCAACAUCUACGACCACACCGACAACCAGUCCAAUCCCCACUGGUACAGUGCCCCCCUCUGCCACACCUACUGUCACGGAGAUACCUACUCCAAGCUCUAGUAUCACAACCAUCUCACCCUCAUCCUCUACUAUUACUGCUACCACCAUCACACAUCACCCCACCACAACACCCACUGCCACAAUCACAGAGACUCAGAGCCCAUCUUCCACUACUUCCGGGACACCAUUCCCAAUCUCUACCUCUACUGAAAGCACAACCUCAUCAUCUCCUACUAGCCAAACCUCAUCCCCCAAACCCACCACCACAACCAAAGAGACAUCUACCCCUACAUACACAGUCCCUACUACAGUUUCAACUUCUUCCAAACCUCCAACCAAGCCCUCCUCGCCUGUGACCUCUGUGUCUACUUUCCCUCCCACGGAGCCCAUCAUCUUUUCAAGUACCCCUGUAACUACAAUAGCAACGUCUAGCACAGCAUCAUCACCUGGAACAAUAUCAUCAGUGGGCACUACAUCCUCUUCUCCAGGAUCAACACCAGGACCUACCACAACUUCUGGCACACCAGGGCCAACUUUGUCCACCGUAAGACCACCCUCCACGCCCACCCCUACAUCUCCCAUUGUGCCAGUGUCUACCACAGAACCUGUUACCCAGACAAGUCUCUCGUCAACCACACCAACUACUUGGAAGACCACCAGGACCUCAUCUUGGGGGACAGUCUCCUCAGUUUCCCCAAUCACUUCUCCCAGCACCCACCUCAGUUGCUGCAUUUUGGAUGGCAUUUACUAUAACCCAGGUGAACUGAUUUACAACAAAACCUUGGGGGACACCUGCUAUUAUGUGAACUGCUCUGUGGACUGCCAAGUCCAGUUCUUCAAUUGGUCCUGCCCAUCUACUCCCUCACCUUCUACACCUUCAACACCAACGUCCUCCCUGACGACCACACCCUCCACACCAUCUACCACAUCUCCAAAGUCUACACCCUCUACACCAUCUACCACAUCACCAUCAACACACAGUACAACAGUCACAAACUCCAGCCGUGGUUGCCUCGACUUUGAUCCUCCAAGACAGGUGAAUGAGACCUGGUGGCUAUGUAACUGUACCAUGGCCAUUUGCAACCAUGACAACGUAGUGGAGAUUGUAGAGCUGGAAUGCAAUCCCCCACCCAUGCCCACCUGUUCCAAUGGCCUCAAGCCCGUGCGUGUCGUUGACCCUAAUGGCUGCUGCUGGCACUGGGAGUGUGACUGCUACUGCACUGGCUGGGGGGACCCGCACUAUGUCACCUUUGAUGGACUCUACUACAGUUACCAGGGUAACUGCACCUACGUGCUGAUGGAGGAGAUUAUCCCCACAGUGGACAACUUUGGGGUCUACAUUGACAACUACCAUUGUGAUGUCAAUGACAAGGUGUCCUGCCCCCGCACGCUUAUUGUGCGCCAUGAGACCCAGGAAGUGCAGAUCAAGACCACACAGUUGAUGCCCAUUGAGGUGCAGGUGCAGGUGAACAAGCAGGUGGUGGCCCUGCCCUACAAGAAGUAUGGGGUGCAGGUAUACGAAUCUGGCAUCAACUUUGUGGUGGACAUCCACAGGCUGGGUGCCCAGAUCUCCUACAAUGGCCUGUAUUUCUCCAUCCGGCUACCCUACCGCAUAUUUGGCAACAACACAAAGGGCCAGUGUGGCACCUGUAACAACAAUACUGCAGAUGACUGCAUCCUACCUAGUGGGGAGAUCAUCUCCGACUGUGAAGUUUCUGCUGACCAGUGGUUGGUGAAUGACCCCUCCAAGCCACACUGUCCCCACAGUGGCUUCACCACCAAACGCCCAGCCACCACAACACCAGGGCUGGUGCCUAAGAACUGCACUGUGUCUCCCAUCUGCCAGCUCAUCAUGGACAGCCUGUUCUCCCAGUGUCACCCCUUCGUGCCUCCCAAGCACUACUAUGAAGCCUGCCUAUUUGAUAGCUGCUUUGUGCCUGGCUCUGGUAUGGAGUGUGCCAGUGUACAGGCCUACGCAGCCCUCUGUGCCAAGGAGGGUACCUGCAUUGACUGGAGGAAACAUACCCAGGGCGCCUGCUCUGUGGAGUGUCCGUCUCACAGGGAGUACCAGGCCUGUGGCCCUGCAGAAGAACCCACCUGCCAGUCCAGCUCCUCUGGGAAUUCCACACUCUUGGUGGAAGGCUGCUUCUGUCCUGAAGGCACCACAAAGUUUGCCCCUGGCUAUGAUGUCUGUGUGAAGACUUGUGGCUGUGUGGGACCAGACAAUGUGCCCAGAGAGUUUGGAGAGCGCUUUGAGUUUGACUGCAAAGAUUGUGUUUGCCUAGAGGGUGGAAGUGGCAUUAUCUGCCAGACAAAGAAAUGUGCUGGGGAAACCCAGACCACAUGUGAGGAGGAUGGCACCUACCUUGUCGAGGAAGUCAACCCAGAUGACAAGUGCUGCAACAUCACCUCAUGCAAAUGUGACACCAAACGAUGCAAAGCAGAACGCCCCUCAUGCUUGCUGGGAUUCGAAGUGAAGAGCCAGAUUGUGCCUGGAAAAUGCUGUCCAGUUUACUCCUGUGAACCCAAGGGUGUGUGUGUGCACCAGAACGCUGAAUACCAGCCUGGAUCUCCAGUGCAUUCCACCAAGUGCCAGGACUGUGUAUGCACUGAUGCCAAGAACGACACCACCCAGCUCAAUGUCAUCUCCUGUACCCAUGUGCCCUGCAAUGUCUCCUGCAGCUCUGGCUUUGAACUUGUGGAGGCCCCCGGGGAGUGCUGCAAGAAGUGCCAGCAGACCCACUGCAUCAUCGAGAGGCCCAACGAGCAGCAGCUCAUCCUGAAGCCUGGGGACGUGCAGACAAACCCCAACGACAAGUGUACCUUCUUCAGCUGCGUGAAAAUCAGCAACCAGCUCAUCUCCUCUGUCUCCAACAUCACCUGCCCCGACUUCAACCCCAGUGAUUGUGUUCCGGGCUCCAUCACAUACAUGGCAAAUGGCUGCUGUAAGACAUGCAUCCCUAAUACGAACACUAGCUUCCCCUGCUCGGCCACCACUGUCCUGAAGGAGAUUUCCUACAAUGGCUGUACCAAGAACGUCUCCAUGAACUACUGUUCCGGCUCCUGCGGGACUUUCGCCAUGUACUCUGCCCAGGUCCAGGAUCUGGAUCACAAGUGUUCUUGCUGCAAGGAGGAGAGGACCAGUGAACGCCAGGUGACCCUGGAAUGUCCAGAUGGCAGUGAGCUGAGCCACACCUACACACACAUUGAGAGCUGCCUGUGCCAGGACACUGUCUGUGGGCUCCCACAGGCGCAGCAAGUCCGCGUCAGGCGUUCCAGUGCCCGGCUUCUGGGAAGGAAGUGAAUGGGUUCUACUGUGCCCACCCCUUCCCAUCUCGCACCGUCCUGCUGACUCUCUGCACUUCCUCCACCUCUAACUUGGCUUCUUCUCUGCAGAUAUUUAUUUUCAGAGUUUCUGUUCCAUCCCUUGCUUUCUGAUAAUAAACCCAGGCAUAGCCA